Molecule: messenger RNA, 831 nt
Organism: Camponotus floridanus (Florida carpenter ant)
Lineage: Eukaryota; Metazoa; Arthropoda; Insecta; Hymenoptera; Formicidae
Product: sorting nexin-22
Exons: 4
Coding region: 173-676 (167 amino acids)
Molecular function (GO): phosphatidylinositol phosphate binding
Source: RefSeq, a predicted model, not a curated record
GCGAAGAAUCUGCUCCGAUAUUUGUAAACAUCAAUUGGACCACAAAUAUCACUCCAAAUAUACUUUGGUUAAUGAUACAAAUAUUUUGAAACGUCUGACCAAUUCAAGAGGGCAAAUAUAUCUGUUAAUCAAACAUAUGGCAUCCUAAGGAUUAUUCAAUUUAUGCAAUGCGAUGUACGAAGCCUUUAUUAACGGUUACCGUUUGGCCGAUGUGUCACAUGGCAAGCCCUAUUAUGUUUACUGUAUCGAGAUUUUGGAGUCGCAGACCGGCACUCGAUACUCCAUCGAGAGGAGAUACAGCGAAUUUAGUGCGUUACAUCGUACGUUGAAGAAGGACAAUUCGGAUAUCGCGCCUUUUCCACCAAAAAGAGUAAGAAACUCGCAACCAAAAGUAUUAGAACAACGACGGGCUGCAUUGGAAUUAUAUAUACAAAAGAUGCUACAUUUAUUAGCAACGAAGCAGCAAGUUCUCAAUUUUCUAGGCAUAGAAGAUCAGGGAUUUACAUCUCACAAAAGAAUAUACAAAACUACAAAUUGUUCGAUACAUAAUCCAAAUACUCUGGGACAUCAUCCAGUGUUAACUUUUCACUGCGAUCCAUAUGUCCAAGCUGAUUCGACCAGCAGUCUUCCAGAUGUUGUAACAAACGGUGUGUUAUUAGGUAUAUACAAAUCUUGAUACUCAUGUAUUAAAAAUAACUCGCAAGGAUAUUGAAGCAUUAGCUAUAAAUGCAUUUUUGAUAGUGAUAACAUUUAGUGCAAUAAUAUACAAAUAAAGAAAAUAUCUGAAGGGUUUUUUGCCUUCACGAAUAAAACAAUGUAUCUUGACAAAGA